AUGAGAUUAGGUAUAGGAGGAUUUGGUAUUAUUUGCAUAAUAAAUGUAGUAUUUAGCUUGGUAAAAAAGGGAAGAUGUGUUCGCCUAAAUUAUUCAGGUAGAAAUGGAAAGCAAGUGCCUCGUGAAGUUUUCGAUAGUAUGAUGAGGGGAGACAGGAUCAUAGAGCUCAAUAUCAGCGGAAACAAAAUAAAUGUUCUACCGGCAUACUUCGAGAAUCUUUCAUUCAUGAAAGUACUUGAUGUUAGCAACAAUGAGCUGAAGUUUUUAUCUAGUUCAAUAGCCGGAAUGCCAUUUCUAGUAAGUCUAAAUCUCAACAGCAAUGACCUUACCUUUCUUCCGGAAGAAAUAACAGAAUUGAAGUAUCUGGAAAAUUUAAGCAUCAGAGAUAACCAAUUGCAAGAGUUGCCCGAAAAAAUGGACGACAUAGCCAGUCUGGUUAAUUUAGACCUUGCAAACAAUAAGCUUGAAGACCUGCCUUUUGGAAUAGGUGGAGUUGAAAACCUGAAAAGACUGGACCUCGAAGGAAAUUUGUUUGAUACACUUCCUCCAAUACUUGGGUAUCUGGAAAACAUAGAAGAAAUCAUUUUCACUAAGAACAGAAGAUUAGGAGAAAUUCCAAGAAAGUUGGUUCAGAUGCUUGCAAACAGCAAAACCUUGCUUCUAUUGGACAUGCGGAAUAAUAAUCGUCUAAGAGAAGAAAGCACCAAGGAUAAUGUUGGAUGGAGGGAACUAAGGGAAAUUUUUGGGAGUAAAAUAAGACUUUCACAAGACGAGGAGGCCUAUUAA
Encephalitozoon romaleae SJ-2008 is the source of this 786-nucleotide messenger RNA. RefSeq lists its product as hypothetical. The record is from RefSeq and is a predicted model, not a curated record. Gene Ontology annotation, molecular function: protein binding. NCBI's taxonomy places the organism in Eukaryota, Fungi, Microsporidia, Unikaryonidae. The coding region runs from base 1 to 786 and encodes 261 amino acids. The transcript has a single exon.